AUGGCCGCCACCAAGCACAAGCUCGCCCCCGAGGCCGAGGCGGCAGCCCGGCCGUCCAAAAAGUCAAAGGUCGACAGCGAGGCGCAGCUAAAGACGGAGACCAAGGAGGGCAAAGAUGGGAAGAAUAAGAAGAAGGAGAAAAAGGACAAGAAGCGCAAUGGUGACGGCGAGGACGCCGGCGAGACCGCUGACGCUGACGCCGUGCGCAGGGCGGAAAAGGAGGCCAAGAAGGUCCGGAAGCAGGCGAGGAAGGAGACGAAGCAGAAGCUGAAGGAGGCGGGCGAACAGCUGCUGCGGGAAAAGGAACAGGCCCGGCAAGAGGAGGAAGAAAAGGAGACACCGGCCGUCAAGGACAAGGAGGAGGAGACUGCGGUGGUGGACAAGGGCAAGGGCAAGAAAAAGAACAAGAAGAGCAAGGACAAGAAGACGAAGGAGGCGGCCACGGCCCAGCAGGACGGCGGCCACGGGUACGUGCAGACCAUGAGCCUGUCGAGCGUCCCGCAGGCCGACAUUGACGCCUUCCUGGCGACGCACCAAAUCACCGUCACCGACCCGCGCAGCUCCACGACGGCCCUCCGGCCCGUGACGGGCUUCGAUCACCUCCCCUCGACCAACCUGCUGGAGAAGCAGCCGUCGCCGUUUGCAGGCUUCAAGGCGCCGACGCCCAUCCAGGCGGCGUCGUGGCCCUUUACCCUGUCCGGGCGCGACGUCGUGGGCGUCGCCGAGACGGGGUCCGGCAAGACCAUGGCCUUUGCGCUGCCCUGCGUCGAGGCCGUUUCCGCCGCCGCCGCCGCCGGUUCCUCCAAGACCAACAGGCCCACGCGCGCCGUCGUCGUGUCGCCCACGCGCGAGCUCGCCAUGCAGACGUACGAGCAGAUGGCGCGCCUGGCGGCCCUCGUGGGACUGCGGUGCGUGUGCCUGUACGGCGGGGCGUCCAAGGAUGACCAGCGCGUGCAGCUGCAGCGUGGGUGCGACGUCGUGGUGGCGACGCCCGGCCGGCUCAAGGACUUCAUGGCCGACGGCACCGUGGACCUGGGCGGCGCGCGCUUCGUCGUGCUCGACGAGGCCGACCGCAUGCUCGACAAGGGCUUCGAGGACGACAUCCGCCACAUGCUCAGCUGCUGCCCUGCCCGCGAGCAUCGCCAGACGCUCAUGUUCACCGCCACCUGGCCCCAGUCGGUCCAGGCGCUGGCCUCGAGCUUCAUGGUCGACCCGGUCAAGGUCACCAUCGGCCUCGGCAGGGACGACGACGGCUCCGGCGGCGUCGAGCUGCAGGCCAACGCGCGCAUCGCGCAGAGCGUCGAGGUGGUGGAUCCGCGCGACAAGGAGGGCCGGUUGCUGCAGAUCCUCAAGCAGCGACAGCAGGGCACGCACCGCAUGGACCGCAUCCUCGUCUUCUGCCUGUACAAGAAGGAGGCGACGCGCAUCGAGGCCCUGCUGAGCCGCAAGGGCAUCCGCGUCGCCGGCAUCCACGGCGACCUGCGCCAGGAGCAGCGCACCCGCAGCCUCGAGGCUUUCAAGUCGGGCAACACGCCCGUCCUCGUCGCCACCGACGUUGCGGCCCGCGGCCUCGACAUUCCCGAGGUCAAGCUCGUCAUCAACGUCACGUUCCCCCUGACCAUCGAAGACUACGUCCACCGAAUCGGGCGAACCGGUCGCGCCGGCAACACGGGCGAGGCCAUUACCCUCUUUACAGUCCAGGAUAAGACGCACUCUGGCUCGCUGGUCAACAUCCUCAGGGGCGCCAGCCAACCCGUGCCCGAGGACCUUCUCAAGUUCGGCACGACAGUCAAGAAAAAGACGCACGACAUGUACGGCUCGUUUUUCAAGGACGUCGACAUGAGCCAGAAGGCGACCAAAAUUACCUUUGACUAG
Molecule: messenger RNA, 1875 nt
Organism: Hirsutella rhossiliensis
Lineage: Eukaryota; Fungi; Ascomycota; Sordariomycetes; Hypocreales; Ophiocordycipitaceae
Product: DEAD/DEAH box helicase domain-containing protein
Exons: 3
Coding region: 1-1875 (624 amino acids)
Biological process (GO): rRNA processing
Cellular component (GO): nucleolus
Molecular function (GO): RNA binding; RNA helicase activity; ATP binding
Source: RefSeq, a predicted model, not a curated record